This is a messenger RNA of Penicillium concentricum, 1518 nucleotides long. Its product is annotated as Major facilitator superfamily domain general substrate transporter. The transcript has 5 exons. The coding region runs from base 1 to 1518 and encodes 505 amino acids. Gene Ontology annotation, molecular function: transmembrane transporter activity. Gene Ontology annotation, cellular component: membrane. The record is from RefSeq and is a predicted model, not a curated record. Gene Ontology annotation, biological process: transmembrane transport. Lineage: Eukaryota; Fungi; Ascomycota; Eurotiomycetes; Eurotiales; Aspergillaceae.
AUGACCGACACCAUGACAGAGACAGAGCCACUAUUGGGCUCACAUGCCACCAAGCCAGCGAAGCAUCCAAAGAAACUACUGAUCUGUGUCGUGUGCACGAUAUUCUUGCUAUCGGCUGAUUUCGGAUUCUUCAUGUCCUCCGCUCCACAACUCGCAGUAUAUGAGGACAUUAUCUGUCGAAACUACCAGGCCACUCUUCACGGGGCGGGAAAUGAGACUCUGACUCCGCCAGUGUCCAACCCGUGUAAAUCAGAGGCUGUACAAGGAGAACUGGCACUCGUCAUUGGGUACCAGAAUACAUUCGAUGUGAUCCCUGGUCUUGUACUCUCGCUGCCAUACGGCGUUCUCUCGGAUCAUUGGGGGCGGAGGCCUAUCAUUUAUCUUAGCAUGGUGGGCAUUCUCCUCGGGGAGAUCUGGGUUCGGAUAGUUUGUCUGUGGUCUAGCGUCAUUCCCAUACGGAUGGUCUGGCUGUCUUCUGUGUUUAAAAUCAUUGGUGGUGGCGACCAAGUCCUCACGGCCAUUGCCAUGGUCAUAGUGGCCGAGGUCUUCUCCGAAGAUGAGAGAGCAACUGCGCUCUUCCGUUUACAAUCUUGUGUCCAAAUCGCAGAGAUUCUGGCCACUCCGCUCAGUGCUUAUCUGAUGAGUUUCGGUCCAAUGUUUCCGUACCUUCUAUCAAUAUGUAUCAUCAUUGUGGGAUCUCUUCCAGCCUUGUUUCUGCCCGAGACUCUCAAACACACAAAAGAAAAUCGAGUCGAUCCAGAAAUCCCAGACCAGGACAGCGUAAGCGUGCAGUCCCAGCCUCCGGGCAAGCGGACAGUGGUACAGGAGAUCACCCGACAAGUUCGCGAGUUCAUACAGUCGACACGCUUCAUUUGGACUGAUUUCAAUAUCUGUUUAAUGGUAUUUGUGAUGCUUGUCACCAUGUUAAGUCGACAAAGCACAAACCUACUUCUACAAUAUGUGUCAAAGAAGUUUGACUGGAGUAUUAGUCGCGCCAGUCUCUUGAUCUCGCUGCGCGGGAUCUUUGCUCUCGUGACAUAUUUGCUUAUAAUGCCAACCCUGACAUUCUUAGUGGCCAAAUACCUAAACAUCCGUGGAAAGCAUAGCGAUCAUUUCUUUGGCAAAGGUACCGGCAUACUUUCAAUCAUUGGAUUCGCCGUUAUCUUUAUAGCCCCGACACCCGCUAUCUUGAUCAGUGGUCAGGUCAUCUUGUCAAUCGGCUCGGCGUUUAUGAUCAGCACACGCAGUAUGGCUACUUCACUCGUACAACCCGACCAUGCUGCCACCUUGUACUCGGCAAUUGGUAUUGCGCAGGGCGUGGGAACACUCAUUUCGGGUCCAUUGUUUGCCAAACUCUUCAAAUUAGGCAUGCACCUUGGACCUGCGUGGAUGGGACUGCCGUUCUUGCAAGCCUCUCUAUUUUUCGUUGUUGCUGUCAUCGCCCUUUGGCACAUUCGACUUGGACCGUCUCCGCGAGCCAAUGAUGAGGAACAGGAACAGGAACCUUUGUUGUCUUAA